CGAACCAACGCUACUCUUUCUAAAACCGUUGUUACACUACGUUUCCUUUUCCUGAUUUAUCUCUAAUUCCUUAAAUCUCUAUAAAUUCGAUCGAUCCAAAACCCAAGUUUGUUCUGUCAUUCUCGAAGCAAAACUCGAAGAAAAUUUCUGAUUUCCUGUUCCCUAACGGUUUGGGGAUUGGGGUGUUUCUCUUGUUGAUCUGUGGGAAAGAAUUCGUUUUCUGGGUCUUCGUUUUCUUUUUUUGCGAAAAUCGAAACUAUGGAUGAUAGGAGAAGACGUCAGGGAGUGGGUGAACAUUAUCAUCAAGAAUCGCCUAGAACACCCACAAGAUCGCAAAGCAGAAAACCCCCUCCUGGGGCCUGGCAUCCUACGGUACCGUCAUGGGAGAAGAAAUUUUGCACCUCAGUUGGUUUAAUUCCAUGGGGAAAACUCUUGGAAGCUAAGAAGUUGAUGUCAUUCUAUGAGAAUGUGCUUCAGUGGAAUGAUUCAGCUGGUGAAGAGGCAUUCUACAAUGCGAAGAACCGGUUUUGGGCAGAGAUCAACGGCCUUCCCUGCAGCAUUUCCCUGCCUGACCCUGAUAUAUACAUCGAUGAAGUUGACUGGGAUUCUGAUAUUGAUCCAGAGCUUUUGUUGGAUUUAGAGAGAGAACUGGCUCCUCCAGAUGAAGAUGACAUUGAGGGGAAGUCUAGGCUUAUUGGUGAUUCUCUAUUCUUCUUAAAUAUGCCAGUUCCAUGCUCUGGAUGGGGUGAUGUUGAGGAGGAUCCUGUUAAAACUGUUGAUGACUCAUUGAGACCAGGAUUGCAAGAUUGUGGGCAAAAUGCCAAUGGUUCCAACAAUCCUUGGGAUCGGGAAUGUGCUCGGGGAAACAAUACACUGGGGAGUAACAACACAUGGGGAGACUAUGGGGCUAACUCAUGGGAUAGCAACCAGUGGGAGAACAAUAACAAUAACCAUAACUGGGAGAAUCCAGAACCCAGGAGCAAUAGUAAUUGGGGGGGAACAUGGAAGAGAGAUGGUGCCAACCAGUACAGCAACAUGUCGAGGUAUAAGACAUCAAGGUUUCAAGGAGCUGACUACCAGACUGAUCAUGGGUGGAAGAAUGGUCGAGGGAGGAAAAGGGUAAAUUUCUUCUACGAGCGCCCCCUGGUUGAUAAAAAGCCCUUGGCUUCACAACAAUGGAACUCAAUCCAUUCUUGCGGGCCAAUUAGUCAUCAUGGAUCAAGGGAAGCAGGCGGCAACCCAUGGAGUUGGGAGAAACCUGUUUCUUAGAGUUCGAAUGUGUACCUAUUUUAUUAUCAUUUUUGUUGCUGUAUAACUGAGUAUUCUAACCCACUCCGGUGUGCAAUUCAGCCUCACAUUGGAAUGGGACAAUAUACUAGGUACUUGUUUGAAUUAUUUCAAUUUGUGUAUGCAAAUAUUCUGCUUCGGAAGGGUUUUGAGUCCAUAUGAAAUUUUGGUUGAAGCUUGGUUGGUACUUUGCCAGCAAAAGAGGCUGAUGUAUGUAAACCAGCCAUAUUUUUUUUUUUUAUCUCUAAACUGUAAUCUUGCUCUUGAUUGAUGAAAUCUUAUUGGAAUAUCAACAAAUUUAUUCUACCUGUUCUCUUA
Molecule: messenger RNA, 1605 nt
Organism: Macadamia integrifolia
Lineage: Eukaryota; Viridiplantae; Streptophyta; Magnoliopsida; Proteales; Proteaceae
Exons: 2
Coding region: 259-1269 (336 amino acids)
Source: RefSeq, a predicted model, not a curated record